GUGGCGCAGGGGUGGGUCGAUGUCCGCAGGCACACACACACCAUUCCAGCCCUCACCCGAAAUCGCCCCUCCGCGCGCACGGGGACGAGGGGAACGCGAAAUCUCAUGUCUUCUUUGUCUUCCAGGCUCGAACGGAGACAUCUCCUGGAGGCCAAUGAAUCACAGACCUUGAGGCCUGGGAGACAGGCUAAAUUACAUAUAUGUGUAAAAAAGGGUCUAUGCGUCAAUGCAUGUUUUCUUGGUUAUGUGUGUGUAUAUAUAAAUAUAAAUAUAUAUAUAUAAACCCUGAGACUCAUACGUGAUUGGGCGGCAAAACGGCAACACAGGAGUUAUUUAGACAGCCAGGGUUUUAAACAUCAUUUGUACAAUGUUUAAAAUUUUGUAUACAUUGUAGAAGUGCUUCCUAUGGGUUGCCGUGAUUUCCUUGCCCCGUCUAGGACCUACUGUGGUGUUUGUCUUCACUAGAGCCUGCGGUGGAAAAAAAAAAAGUGAUGCUUCGAGGCUGGCAGUACCUCUGCAGACCCACCAGAUGGCGACUGUGGGAAGGAUGCCGAGCAGGACGAAAGAGGAAAAACUCCGUCAGGAGGGGUCAGGGCUUCCUGUAUGGAGGACCCGUCCGGAACAAUGCGCAUGCGAGGAGGUACUUCUCUGCUGCAAAGGGUUUUGGGGGCUCGGAUGAAAAAAAAGGAAUCCGCGUUAGGAGCAGCCACCAGGUGCAUGACCAACUGUGGUGUUUGUCUUCACGAGAGCCUGCGGUGGAAAAAAAAAAAAAAAGUGAUGCUUCGAGGCUGGCAGUACCUCUGCAGACCCACCAGAUGGCGACUGUGGGAAGGAUGCCGAGCAGGACGAGAGAGGAAGAACUCCGUCAGGAGGGGUCAGGGCUUCCUGUAUGGACGACCCGUCCGGAACAAUGCGCAUGCGAGGAGGUACUUCUCUGCUGCAAAGGGUUUUUGGGGCUCGGAUGAAAAAAAAGAAAUCCGCGUUAGGAGCAGCCACCGGGUGCAUAGACUGCGGUGGAAAAAAAAAAAAAGUGAUGCUUCGAGGCUGGCAGUACCUCUGCAGACCCACCAGAUGGCAACUGUGGGAAGGAUGCCGAGCAGGACAAGAGAGGAAAAACUCCGUCAGGAGGGGUUAGGGCUUCCUCUAUGGAGGACCCGUCCGGAACAAUACGCAUGCGAGGAGGUACUUCUCUGCUGCAAAGGGUUUUUGGGCCUCGGAUAUAAAAAAAAGAAAUCCGCGUUAGUAGCAGCCACCGGGUGCAUAGCCUGCGGUGGAAAAAAAAAAAAAAGUGAUGCUUCGAGGCUGGCAGUACCUCUGCAGACCCACCAGAUGGCGACUGUGGGAAGGAUGCCGAGCAGGACAAGAGAGGAAAAACUCCGUCAGGAGGGGUUAGGGCUUCCUGUAUGGAGGACCCGUCCGGAACAAUGCGCAUGCGAGGAGGUACUUCUCUGCUGCAAAGGGUUUAUGGGUCUCGGAUAUAAAAAAAAGAAAUCCGCGUUAGUAGCAGCCACUGAGUGCAUGUAAGUCAGUGGACCGGAAUCCGGCCACCUGCCCUGAAUUGUGUUUAACAUGAUUAUCAAUAUCAAUGUUUAGAAAGUUCGCAGUGUGCUUCCGUAUUGAUAGAGGCUAAGCAUAUAGCCUAAACGUUGACGUAUAGCACACAUAGAACGCAUUGGCAAACAUACACAGACUGAUUUCACUGUUAGAAAACUGAUGUAAUGUUUGUAUAAAUUUAUGAAACAAGUGUGUAUAUAUAAAACGAUAGUUGUUCAUGAAGACAAGAAACGUUCUUGAACACUUUAUUAGGACACCUGGACUGUACAGAAUAGACUUUGUAUAAUAGGCACAACAGGUGCCUUUAUAAAAAUUAUAAAAAGACAUUCCGCUGCUUGCCAAACACGAGGAAAACGGGAAGAUGGGGCGGUAUUGGGAGGAUGAUGAGGACUGGGCGGACGCCCGGUACAGGGGGCGCCGCAGGCCUACACGAGGCUUCUGGGGGCGCGAUGGCGUGGCGCAGGGGUGGGUCGAUGUCCGCAGGCACACACACGCAACAUUCCAGCCCUCACCCGAAAUCGCCCCUCCGCGCGCACGGGGACGAGGGGGAACGCGAAAUCUCAUGUCUUC
Molecule: messenger RNA, 2124 nt
Organism: Syngnathoides biaculeatus (alligator pipefish)
Lineage: Eukaryota; Metazoa; Chordata; Actinopteri; Syngnathiformes; Syngnathidae
Exons: 4
Coding region: 604-1524 (306 amino acids)
Source: RefSeq, a predicted model, not a curated record